Carassius carassius (crucian carp) is the source of this 3255-nucleotide messenger RNA. RefSeq names its product lysine-specific demethylase RSBN1L-like. The record is from RefSeq and is a predicted model, not a curated record. The transcript has 8 exons. Bases 73 to 2706 code for a protein of 877 amino acids. Gene Ontology annotation, cellular component: nucleus. Lineage: Eukaryota; Metazoa; Chordata; Actinopteri; Cypriniformes; Cyprinidae.
CACCUCCAGGCCACGCCCCUCUCGUGCGUCUUACACAAACAGCAGCAGCUCGAGAGAGUAAAUAGAGAAAAGAUGGCGGAGUUCAUUCAGCUCAACAAACCCACCGAACCGAAACCAGCGCCUCAGAACCGGGAGCACCACCAUCAUCCUCCGCCGGCCAAGAAGAUCCGACAUGAGGAGAAAAUAUUUAAAAUCAAGAAGAUGAACGGAGACACGGAGCAGCAGAAUUACAGCAGCAAACCGAAAAACAAGAAAACCAAAACAGAGAAAGAGAGAGAGAAAGGCAAAGAGAAAGAGAGGAAGAAACACAAACUGGCAGCUGAAAAUCACCUCAGUGUGAAGAAGGAGAACGGAGAGCUUAAGCUAUCGCAGAAAGAUCACACUGUCAAAGACCGAGAGAAACAGAGAGACCGAGACGGUGAGAAGAAGAGAGAGAGAGAGAAGGAGCAGGAGAAAGAGAUGAAGGAGAAAAGAAAACACAAACUGAUGAUGGAGAUGAAGAGAGAGAAUGGAGAUGUGAAGAUCUUGCAGAAAGGUGACCGAGAGAAACCGAAGAUAGACUCCGCUGAGGAUUUGCUGAUGAAAAAGAUCAAGAAGAAAAAGAAGAAACACAAAGAAGGUGAAAAGCGAAAGCGGCCUAAGAUGUACAGCAAAUCUAUUCAGACGGUGUGUUCUGAUCUCCCCAAAUCUGGCUCAGAAUUCAAGCCGCCGGCUCCAGUCCAGCAGGGCGGCGCUGUGAGCUCCAUCAGCCUGAAGCAGGAGCACAGCAGUGGUCAGAGUGUGAGCGCAGCAGAUGGAGACGGUGAGGUCCGAGCCACUAAACCGCCCGGGCUGGACCGGCUGGAGUUCGGCUGUCUGGUUCAUGUGGAGCACCAGCCAAACGGAGGCGCUCUGGUGGCUCACGCCUACAGCAAGGAGCUGUCUGUGCUGUCUCUCGUGGAGAUGCAGAGGUUCGCGCAGGAGUUUGUGAUGCUGGCGUUUAGCGAGGACCAGGAUGGAGCCGCUAACUAUGUGAUGGGUAUAAUCCACGGCGCCGCCUCCUACCUCCCAGACUUCCUGGAGUACUUCUCUACUAAGUUCCCCAACUCGCCCGUCAAAAUGGAGAUCCUGGGGAAGAAGGACAUCGAGACGACUACGAUGGCAAACUUCCACGCUCAGGUGCGGAGGAGUUACUCUCACGGGACGUACCGCGCCGGCGCGAUGAGGCAGAUCAGUCUGGUGGGUGCCGUGGACGAGGAGGUGGGAGAUUAUUUCCCAGAGUUCCUCAACAUGCUGGAGAAGUCGCCCUUCCUGGAGCGGACGCUGCCAUGGGGGACGUUCUCCACUCUGAAGCUGAAGAGCCCGACAGAGAGUGACGAUGGGCCCAUCAUGUGGGUUCGGCCCGGAGAGCAGAUGAUCCCGGUCACAGACAUGCCGAAGUCUCCCUUCAAACGGAAACGGUCGACUAAUGAAAUAAAGAAUCUUCAGUAUCUGCCGCGAGCCAGUGAGCCGCGAGAGAUGCUGUUUGAGGACCGGACCAGAGCUCAUGCUGACCACAUCGGUCAAGGGUUCGAACGCCAGACCACUGCUGCUGUGGGGGUGCUGAAAGCUGUCCGCUGCGGGGAAGGUGCUGAUCCUCCACGCAUAACCAAAGACGUGAUCUGUUUCCAUGCGGCUGAUUUCCCUGACGUGGUGCAGCGGCUGCAGUUAGACCUGUAUGAGCCGCCUCUGUCUCAGUGUGUGCAGUGGGUGGAUGAUGCUAAGCUCAAUCAGCUGAGGCGAGAGGGAAUCCGCUACGCUCGUAUCCAGCUCUACGAUAACGACAUCUACUUUAUCCCUCGCAACGUAGUUCACCAGUUCAAGAGCGUGUCGGCUGUGUGCAGCCUCGCCUGGCACGUGCGCUUGAAACAGUACCAUCAGCUGCCCGAGGAAGAGGAGGCUCGUGAGGAAGGAGCGGAGCUGAAGCAGCACAUCAAGCAGGAGUCGACAGGCGAGAACGGCAGAGCUGCGAACACAGACUGCAGACCGGCGCCAGAGUCACCAUGUGUAACACAAAUAAAGAUGGAGCAGGUGGAGCAGCUCGCUGACAGAUCGCCCAAGCCGCCUCCUGGAAGUAACAGCUUGACACCGCCUCUCGUCUCUUCCUCUGACGGCCGACCCAAAGCGCACCACACGGCAGAAUGUCCAAGUGCUCCGUCACACCCACCACGCCACCCCACAGCCGGUCCACACACACCCAAACACACACCAGCACCAACCAAACACACACAUAUGUCACCACCAACUAAACACACACACACCUUCGCAUCCAGAUAUCUCCAUUCUUCCUCUGUCCCCAAACCUAGCCACACGUCCUCAACACCAACUAAACUCAGCCAUUCUGCCAACACAACCAAACCCACACAACACAUUAACACAACCAAACCAACACAACUAGCUAACAUAACCAAACCCACACAACCUACUAAUGCUACCAAACCCACACAACCUAAUAACACAACCAAACCCAUGCAACCUAUUAUCAUAACCAAACCCACACACUCUGUAAACACAGCCAAACAUACACGCUCCACACUAAUAACCAAAACUGGUCCCAAACUGAGCUCUGGACUGUCAAUCAGCUGGAAUGCUCCGCCCCUGGCCCUGCCACAGGCCACGCCCCCUCUGAGGCCGGACCGCCCCCCCAGACUCUCUGCACCCAAAGGCAGUCAGAGCUCACUCACAUGAACCACACAAAGACUUUUUAUACUGAUUUGAACAGAAUGGUUUUCAAACGGCGCUUUAUUCAAUCACUUUAUUUCUACUGUCUACGGUUUUUCUUUCUUUGUAAUCGGUCUGACAAGAGCAGAGAAUCCAUGACAUCUGUAAGACGGGAUCUACAUCUGUCUGUCUUCUGUUACUGGUUGUCAACAUGGCAAAUGUAGCUCGUAACUCGCUCCUCAGAGCCUGUCCGUAACUGUGAAAUAUCCAAGCACUUCGGCUCGGCUGCACUGAGAAAAUACUUCAAAUCCAAACAAGUCCUCAAAUAAUAUAUUUUCAGUUGUAGGCUUUAGUUGUAUUAGAGCUGAUAUAGACAUAUAUAUUUUUUGUAAGAUGACACCGAAUUCUUUUAAAAGACUACAGGCUUUUCCAUAGAGCUUAUUUAUAUCAAGGGUUUCUUUGGUUCUGUUUUAAUUCGUCAGCACUGUAGUGUACAUAACGAUUUUUCUAAAGGAAAUGUGUAGUGUGAUUUAUACUGAAAUCAGAACCUCCUAAUAAAAGGUUCCAUUUGUUGGA